UUUUGUUGCCAGUCACGGUCAAGUGUACCAUUACUUCCGCCUUCUACUCCCACUCCCUCUCCUCCUCCCUCCCCAAUGACCGCCACAAGCAAGCCCCCCUACCUCCACUCCGCAUCAGCUCUCAUAAAAACUCUCAGGACCCCCGGAGACACCCCUGAACAAGCUGGCCUCACCAAGGUCCAAGUCGCCCUUAAGGCAUGGUCAGCUACAGACCUGAAUAUCCCUCGAAAGGCCGAGAUAUUACGAGACUGGGUGCUUGAGGCGUGGACCAGGGCAAAGCCCGACGACAAAAACAAUGCUCUUGUACAGCUAGACUAUCACAGUUUACUGCUUCAAUUAGGUCAUUUUGAAAAACUCGGAGUGCCUCCACCACUUCAGAUACUCUCUUCUUUCUUCGCCACGCUGUCAAAAUCGGAUGAUCCCAGAUCGAAACUGGUCCUGUCAACUGCACCGGCAUCCUUUAGUGUCCUUUUCAAUCCCCAGGACUUGACUUAUAAGGCCGAGAACUGGGUAGAUGUCUGGACUAAUAUGCUUAAGUUGCUGUCGGGAGACUCUCUUCAAGAAUAUGAAGUGCAAGUAUCUAAUCUUGUAGAUCUGGUGGCAGCUGGUAUUCAACAUAGCCAGGCAUCGGGCACGAAUCCCAAAAAGAAUGCCCAAACUGCGAUAGGCUUCUUUGCGGACUACUGCCAGGCAUAUCUCGUUCAUCCAUCCCUUCGUUCGAGGCUUAACGAUGGUCUCGUUGCUCUGCUCUUUCACCCUACCACGCUUCAGACGUCGGAACCAUUUGGUUCCUUAUUUGCAACGAUAGAACCUAGCUUGGACCAAACCGCAACAGUCGAGGGCUGUCUUUUGGCUCUCCCUAGACUUUUCAACAGCCUUGUGUCCGUUUACCACCAAAACAACUUCGCGUUAUUCACACAAGCGUCAAGCAGCAGGAUCCCCCAUGAUGUCUUCGUGGCCUCGAAAGAGCGUGAUGCUGUUCGAAGAACUCUUGAAAAGACAAUGUCGUUUUUAGAUAGCGUUGAAUCCAAGCAUUCGCGUAUUGUCAACAAGGAGUCAUCCUCAUGGGUUGUUAAAACUUGGAUUUGGCAAAGCCGGGUAGCUGUCUGGCAGGCGUUGGUUGAGUGGGGAGGGUACAUGGAGCGCGAAGAACCUUGGGGACGAAUGGUGGACGCGACUGCUAGGAGGGCCGAAGCCGUUCUGUCAACUUACGCUACCGAUGGGUCUCUGGAGGCAAACGUCUUUUUGGGUACAAUCCUCGAAACAUUGGCGACACUUGAAAAACUUGACCAUGACCAGGCUAACAUUGGUCCAGAUGUUGUGAGAUGGUGCCUUGCUGCACCCUCCGAUCAGCAUACCGUUGCAACAAGAAUCCUGUCUUCUCUACUUCGUUUCCAUCAAUUAACUCACACGAUAUCAGCCUUUUUCACUCUUCUGCUGACAUCUUUGCGAGGUCUUUUCGACUCCUCUCUCCCCAAAGACAUAACCCAACCCCUCUAUCAACUCACUAUCAAGGGUCCCCUUGUUACUAAACAGUUUCGAGAAGAGCUAGUGGCUGCCUUGCGCACCGCUAAUCCUGGUAAGCGACGCAGUGCGCAUUGGAAUUUGGCAUUUGGAGAGCUCGCUCGCGUCCUUCAAGAACAUGUGGUCUCCGAGCCGGAGCCAGAGGCAAAGUCAAAAAAGAGAAAGGCUCCGCACGAUCCGUCCUCAAGUUCCGCUGCCCUUGUCGGAAUACAUAGUCGUUUGCUUUCUAAUUGUCUAGAAGCUGCACUUGAGACUACUUACGAUGGGGAGCCGUCAAAUGACGCCUUGAGCAAUUCUUUGCCUUUCCUGGAAGACUGGUCCAACACCCCCCUAGAAAUGUCAAAACUUCAUAAGAAGGGCGGCAGUGACGUGGGUGUCGUCUGGCAAGUGGCAGUAAUGGCAGCAGGUAGAUUACGGGUAAUUAGAUGCGCGGAAAAGUUGUUGAGGAGACAGCUGGGGAAAGACGAAGAUCUCUCUGAGGUUUUGGGACGGAGUACGUGCCCUGAUGAGUUAAAGUUGGAGUUGGUACGAUUCAUGUACCACCGCGGGGCCUUGCGUCUCCAAACUCACAAGGCACUGCCCGACUCCUUCUCAUCUGAGUUUGAUGCAGUGCUCUCACUUUUGGAGUCUGAUUUGAAAGGUCAAGAUGUUACUUCUAAUGCACUCUGGCAAGUCGUCAUAGAACAGGGUCUAGUGAUAACUGACUUGGGCGGUUCAGCCUCUCAAAUGUCACGUUUGGCAAGUAUAUGUGUCAAGGCCUUGGCUUCAUACCCCUUUAUUCGCAAUCUGUUUGCUUCCGCAGAACUCUGGGAGCUUCGUCGACUUCGUGGUGCUUUCCAAGAAAUCAUCCUCCAGGUAGUUUCCUCCGAUCCGGCGUCUCUGAUCCCAUUCCUCUCGGCUUGCCCUCCAGGUCAUUUGGGUCGGAAAGCUCGUAACUCGGCAAUUGAAGCACUCUACGCUCAGAAGAACUUAGAGCAAUCUCUUGAGUGGUUGAGUCGAAUGGCUGUGGAAAGCGAGAGUUUUGGACCCUUGACACAGAAUGCAGAUGUGCUUGUGAAACUUGCAAAAAUCGCAGGGAAGCAGAUUGAAGGGCGUUCGCCUGCUUUAGUCCUUUGGAAGAAGGCUAUCAGCCACCUGUGUAGCUCGCCGUCACAGUACGAAGAUCUUUUGAUAAAAGUCCUAGAGCAUUACCUCAAACUUAUCAGGAAGGUGAAGAAAGGAAAGUCUGAAAAUUCAGAGACCGAUAUCCAGGCCAUUGCCGUUUUUUGUCGAGAAGCUAUGGUUCAUAAGUUUGAAAGCUUCCCAGACACCGUAGGAAAAGAGUUGACUGAUCUCUCAGACAAAGUUGCUUCCUGUGUGCAACCUUUGCUAAAUGGGCAUGGCAGAGAUCUCGCCCGCCUUGGUGCCAUUGUCGAGGUGUAUAAUACUGUUAUGGGCUUCAGCAACUGGGUUGGGGCGCCAGCAAAGCGCUCCGGUCUUGGCAUGAAGCUUGCCGCCACAGUAUUGAUGGAGGGUCAAAGAUGCAAAAAUGAACUGGAUGCCGAAAGGGCAUCAAAGGCAAUUUUGGAGGUAGUGGGCGAGGAGCCGAACAGUAUCGAGGAAAAGCUAGCAGUGGUCAUCAUGUUCUACUUGACAUUCCCUAAAGCUGGGCUUGAUGAGACGGUCCAAAGGGUCUUCCGCGGCAAAAUCGAGGAUGCUACUAAAACAUGUAUAAAGUUAGUUUCAGCCAAGUCAUCGAGGCAGAAUGCUGUAAUGUCUGUCCUGAAAGUUGUGGCGACGUCUUGCACUAAACCCGAACUUGUGAGGCAGGCCUUGCAUGAAGGUCUCCUUGCCGGCUCUGGAGAUGAUGACUCCGUUCGUUUUGUAAGAGCCAUCGUUGAAGACAAGGUCACUAUGCUUCAAACAGACGACGUUCUUCUCAUACUGUCAACUCUCUAUCACGCCCUUUUCCUGUCUCUCUCUUCAUCAACCUUUAAUUGCAUACUUGAAAGCAUUACCAUCAUUAACCGCCGUCGACCCGAACUCAUCUUUGCUACUCUUCCUCAACUUGUGCAGCUCAUCUGUUACGUUUUCCCCAGAUUUCAAGUCCCUCGUACGACCAUGCUUUUUGGUCAACCUUCAUCAACUACCAGCCUUGCCGAGGAGGAUGCCAAGUCGUUUUCUAGAUUGCUCGUAUCACUUGCUCAAAGUAAGCCUGCGAAAUCGAAGAUUCACGAACCGAGUCCCUUGGCAAAGCAUGUUCCAGCCAUUCUCGUCGCUUACAUCCGUGCAUGUGCCGAUCCUUCUCUUGGAUUCACAACGGCAGUGAGGAAAGAUCUCGAACCAGGACUGCAUGCUCUUUGUAACUUGACUACUGCCGGUGGGCGAGCCAAUGCUCGAGGAAGAGAAGGUGAAGGUCUUGGGACACCCUUUGGUCUAGGAGAAGGCCCUGGCGGCGAUGGAGAGAAGGAACUUUGGGCCGAAUUAUGGCUCGGAUGGAGCAAAGGAAGGUACAUGGGUCAAGGGUAAAAUGCAUGCGUGAUGUUUGUCAUCAUAAAUCAUACAGAUAAUAGUGUAGAAAAACAGAAAGAGCGUCUUAAUUCGAAAAACCGGGGCACGAAACUGAUUGGAGUGAGGGAUAUUAUGAACAUUUGAAAUACGGAUUACUCGAU
Cryptococcus deneoformans JEC21 is the source of this 4175-nucleotide messenger RNA. Its product is annotated as expressed protein. The transcript is spliced from 13 exons. Bases 76 to 4032 code for a protein of 1318 amino acids. NCBI's taxonomy places the organism in Eukaryota, Fungi, Basidiomycota, Tremellomycetes, Tremellales, Cryptococcaceae. The record is from RefSeq and is a predicted model, not a curated record.